UGUAAGGACGCUUCCUGCCAAAUAGUGCUCCCUAACAACAGACAAAGCUUGACACUGUGGAUUCAGCUGAAGACGCUUAAAUAAAAGCGUUUCCCCAUUCAAUCCUUCAAUGGGUCCGGACAGGCUUUCCAGGUACAGAGAGUAGGCUGAGCGUGCAGACAUGUCUGGUCGCUCUGCUGCAGAGAUGGAUGACUCGCAGGAGCUGCCUGAGCUGCCGGCAAAGAAAGCCAAGCUUGGGAUAGAUGGAGGACUGGAGAAAGAGCCAAGUAAUCUGGGUGACGAUGGGAGUCCAGCUGCUGUUUUAGGUCAAUCAGAGCAGGAAAACUCUUAUUCUGCUCUGUCCACUGCUCCACUUAAUCCAGGUGAUCAGGAGCAGUCAGACAUAGACAGAGGGGCAGCAUCUCAAGCAUGUGAUGACUCAAUGAACUCGUAUGCCCAUUCUGCCACAGACACAACAGCCACAUCUGAAUACACCCAACAGGUUUAUCAAGGAAGCAACCCAGCAGUGACAUCAUACACCAGCCAGGUGGCCUUUCCUCCUCUGGCCCAGUCCACUGUGUACUCCGCCUUCCCCCAGACAGGCCAGACCUAUGGCCUCCCACCCUUUGGUGCUAUGUGGCCAGGCAUAAAAACAGAGACAGGGCUGCCUGAGGUACCCUCUGGUGGCCAGCCUGGGUUUCUCAGCUUCAGCACCACAUAUACCUCAACCCAGCCAGGCCAGCUGCACUACUCAUACCCCAGCCAAGGCUCAAGUUUCACAACAUCUAGUGUGUACUCCAACAUCCCUUCAGCUACAGCCACCACUACAGCCUCCACCACAGUAGCCCACCAGGAAUUUAAUAGCUACAACUCUCUGGGCCAGAGUCAGUUCUCUCAGUACUACGCUCUGCCUCCUAGCUAUAUGCCUGCUGGUCUGCCCAGCAGCGAUGAACAGGGUGCCGGUGUGGGUGUGGCCGGAUAUUCAGCUGUGAAGUCAGAGGAGGCUGCCUCAGCUGGACUUCCUCCCAGAGAUGCAUCCCCACCAGAGAACCUCCCAGCAGGUGCAGCUCUUCCCACCAGUGUAGCUCUCCCUGCUGGAGCCAGAGAGCAGGACGAGGUUGGACACAGGAACUCUGUUGGUAAAGCCAAAGGGAAGGGCAAGAAGUCUGAUAACUCCCCGCCUGCUGACAGUGACCUGGAGCGCAUUUUUCUGUGGGAUCUGGAUGAGACCAUUAUCAUAUUCCACUCACUGCUCACUGGUUCCUACGCCCAGAAGUUUGGCAAGGACCCAGCGACCGUGCUGAAUUUGGGCUUACAGAUGGAGGAGCUGAUCUUUGAGCUGGCAGACACCCACCUUUUCUUCAAUGACCUGGAGGAAUGUGAUCAAGUCCAUGUUGAGGACGUGGCCUCCGAUGACAAUGGGCAGGACCUGAGUAACUACAACUUCUUGGCAGAUGGCUUUAAUGGCCUCAAUGUUGGGGGGGCAUCAGGAGCCACCACAGGAGUCCAGGGAGGGGUGGAGUGGAUGCGCAAACUGGCCUUUCGCUACCGCCGGCUAAAAGAGAUCUACAAUAGCUACAAAGGAAAUGUUGGAAGCCUGUUGAGCCCUAUGAAGAGGGAGCUGCUUGUACGGCUUCAGUCUGAGAUCGAGAACGUUACAGACGCCUGGCUCAGCACAGCACUCAAGUCUCUGCUCCUUAUCCAGUCCAGGGGGAAGUGUAUGAACUUGUUGGUCACCACCACUCAGCUUGUUCCAGCUCUGGCCAAAGUGCUGCUCUACGGCCUGGGAGACGUCUUCCCCAUUGAGAACAUCUACAGCGCAACCAAAAUAGGAAAAGAGAGUUGCUUCGAGAGGAUCAUAUCUCGCUUUGGGAAGAAAGUGACUUACGUUGUGAUCGGUGACGGUCGAGAUGAGGAGUUUGCAGCAAAACAGCACAAUAUGCCUUUCUGGCGGAUCUCCACUCACGGCGACCUCGUGUCCCUGCACCAAGCGCUGGAACUGGACUUCUUGUAAAGGAGAGGCGGCGUUGAAUGUCGCACAAUAAAGGGAAAACGUAGCCGCCGUCCUGUUGGCUCGUGGAGUGACAUUGCGGAGAAAAUCCUCCCCAACGAUAAACAUUUGCAUAUUAGAAACGCCUAUCUGCUCUCACCGACAACUAUUGACUCACCGCGUGAUGUGUGAUGGUAAAUGUACUGAGGCGGACUUUGGGUCGGAGCUGACCAUGAGAAACAGACUGGAUGCAGCAGUCGUCUGAAUUAAGUUUCCUCACGUCCAGCACUCCUUCCUCUACGGCAGCUAACCUCACCACGGCUGAAACUGGCACUGAUUUGGACACAGAAGGGAAGACAUACAGUACAUUUCUUUUCCUCCUCCUUGGUCUUUGGCCUUUAUCUCAUUUUCUUUUGAAGUAUCAAAAUCUCCUGCGGCGAACACUAUCCCUCUAUUUUUAUAUUUCUUUCCAGAUAUAAACAACCAAAGGGCCGUUGUUCUUUAUUGGCAUUCUCUUUUGGGGUUCUUGUUUUAUUUAGACUCUGUAUAAUUGAAAGAAUAAUAUCAAAGCAGAUAUGUUUUAAAAUGUUAAAAACUCUUUCUGGCUUGUUUUGCGCUCUUUCAAAGAUUUGUUACUCACAGUCAAGUACCAAAUAAUCCGGUUUUAAUACAAGGUACUGGAUGGGAUUUAAAAAGGAAAGAAAAAAAAAGAAGGUAACUUGAUCGUGACCUCCCCUCCUGACCACACCACGCCAUCAGUCAGCUGCCCUGACCGCUAGACUGUGUUUCAGCAGCCAGUGUGUGGUGCCUUUUACAUACAGUAUGCGUGGUUAGUAAGCAUGUGCUGAGAACAAACAGGCCUCUGUCAAACAUGUGCUACCGCAUAAACCUGAACCGGCCGUCAUUUACUGCACUGUGACACGGAAGGCAGUAAGCGGGGCCGGGUGCACUAAACAUAAACUGUUUCAGCGAUGACUGGGGAGUUUGCCCGGAGAGUUGCAUUUCACUUUGGCUUUUCAUGCCCCAGUAGUCGUAGUAUUACUUGUAACGCAGUGCAGAGGUUCUUGAGCAUAACAUAACAGUCCAGUGAAAACCUUAGCUGGGUCCCAAACCCAUGUGCUACGUACUAAUCGUCAUAGUCUACCGUUUUGGUAGUUAGUAUACAAAAAAAAAAAAAAGAAACAUAAACUGCUUUAUACUGGCAUCAUUCUAGAGCUGUUUCAAAGCCAUCCAUAAUUUAUUUUGACUGCGAGCAGCGCCUCCAUUUCUUUUGUGCAUUGUACAUUGUUGGAGACCAGUAUCCAUCAACAGCACUCUCAAAAAUCCAUUCGUGGUAUUUAGUAUGCACACUGUGGUUUGACUAUACUUCAUUUUGUCACUUUUCCUGUAUGAACAUCAUAUAUCAGCAUAUUAAAAACCUGCUUAGAAUGAAUAUGUAGUAUGGAUUUGGGACACGCUGCUCAUAUCUCCAAAUUAGUUUUCCAUGAAUUGGUUGAGAAAACCCUACUCCUCCUCCUCCUUAAGCCACAAACGAUUUUAAAAAGCCUGAAAAAUGCUUUGACACAAAGCUGAAAACGAUCUCAGCUCAGACGUUUUGGAGAUGCAUGUUUUUCACAGGACAACAACAGUGAUCAGUAAUAUUUCUAUGUUGACACCGCCUGUCCUUUGGACUCCUCAGAGCACAGUCCUAAGUGUCCUUGAAAUCCCUUGAGGAGUAAACUUCCAUCAAACAAAGGUUUGAAAAGUGUUCAGAUGAAAGUGGUACAGUAUGUAUUGUGUUUAAAACAAUGGGUUUUGUCGGAGAUCGGUUGGCAUUUACAUUGUUUCAUGGUGUGAAUAAGGAUAACGUGACCCUGAUCCAUGUUGUCUGAAUGUUUAGUGUUUUAAAGUCAAAGCAGGAAAAUGUGAGCACCGAUGGACGGAUUACUGAACUUGCCUACAGGGCACAGAGUGGUAACGCGUCUUGUUGGAAAGUAGGCUUGUCCUGAUCAUGUUGUUUUUUUUUUUUUUUUAAUAGAACUAAAUCAAUAUGUUAGUUAGCUAGUUGUAGAAUCAUAUUUCAUUACUCUAUUAUGUGGCUACAAAAUCAAAAAUGUUUUGGUAAUGCAAUUGAGUGUCUGAACGGUCAUUUACCAGAAAAGGAAGUUGCAUACUUUUUGUUUCCAAAGAUGUUACUCAACACUCCUCUCAGUUGCUUCUUGCUCAGUUGUGAGUUGAAUUUUCAUUAUUUUCAUAAUUCAAUUGAUGAUUUUUUUUUUCCAGAGCAG
This is a messenger RNA of Xiphias gladius (swordfish), 4236 nucleotides long. RefSeq names its product EYA transcriptional coactivator and phosphatase 3 (gene eya3). Gene Ontology annotation, cellular component: nucleus. Gene Ontology annotation, molecular function: protein tyrosine phosphatase activity. The record is from RefSeq and is a predicted model, not a curated record. Gene Ontology annotation, biological process: cell differentiation; positive regulation of DNA repair; multicellular organism development. The transcript is spliced from 19 exons. Bases 161 to 1993 code for a protein of 610 amino acids. NCBI's taxonomy places the organism in Eukaryota, Metazoa, Chordata, Actinopteri, Istiophoriformes, Xiphiidae.